CCAUUGACCGUUGCAACAUUUCAACAUUGUCGCCUGCUGAUGACAAUCCUUGGAAAGAGCGAUGAUGGCUGGCCUGAUGAGCCUAAACUACAAAGUGGCCCUCCCGUGCCAAUUUAUUCCAUCAUAUUGGCGGUUGUAUGGGUUUUGCCCGUUCUUUUGUAUUGGGGCUUGGAUUUUAUAUUGACCCGAAGAAGGCGAAUUGUUGAAGAAGCUAUGUCCUUGUCUGCCUCGCAGCAGAGCAUUCAACGCACGGAAUCCGAGCUUUCAAACGUUCAUACCAACAGGCACCUUACGGACAAUCUAUCUGUGCGCGACGUGGAAGGAGACCAUUUCCCGGUAAUGUUGGCUUCCUUGGAGCACUCUUUGCCACACUUGGCAAAAGCUCGUGCAACUGCUGGGGGAUUAGGAAAGGUUGUGGAUCUAAUCUCAAGGAAGCAUCCUACGGACAUUCUGCUGGUACAUCCGAUGCUUGAGGAGGUGUCAGGUCAAGUGGAAUAUGGGAAAGCUUGUGAUGAAGAUCCUCCUUUGCGCCUCGUUGUUGAAGGUGUCCGCCAUGAUGUUCAAGUCUUCCGGUACAAGUCUCAAGAUACCAACCAGCAGCCACAUGUGGAAUUCUUGAUGCUCGCCCACCCGCUCUUCAAAGCACGCACGCUAGACAGCAUUUAUCCAAAUCCGAUGUCGCGCAAAGCAGUCCUGACAUUCUUCUCGCUUUGGAACCAAGCAGUGGGGGCGCUUUUGGUGAGGCACAAACCUCAUGUCUUUCACUGUCCUGACUUUCAUUCUGCAGUGGCGCCUUGGUAUGCGAUAAAUGGGCAUCCCAGCUUGAAAGUGUUGCUCGUCUUGCACAAUGCGGAGUACCAGGGUACCAUCAGCACAGACAUGAUUCUGGGCCGUCGACUGGAGACUUUAGCGUACGUUUUCAAUUUGCCGAAGCACAUCGUUGCAGAGCAUUUGCUGUUGGAUGGUCGAUUCAAUAUGCUCAAGUCUGCAGUUGAUUUUAUUUGCAGUCGGCAAAAUGGUUUUGGCGCUUGCGCAGUCUCCCACUGGUAUGCUGCUGAAUGCCACUCUGCCUACUCCGUCUUGUGGGAGUUGCCAGUUGUACAUGGCCUGGACAAUCCAAUGUUGGAAGAAGAACGGGUUCACCUUGAAGGCGAUUUGGCAUCUGUGAAAGCUGAUGCAAAGAAGAGGAUUCAGCAGAGGCUUGGCCUUGAGGUGAACCCCAAUGCUCGCCUUUUUGUUUCCCUGGGUCGACUAGUGAGGCAGAAAGGAGUGGAUUUGAUAGCUGAUGUUGCCGAUUGGCUUUUAUCAAAUUUUGCCGAUGCUCAGCUAAUUCUCGUUGGUCCUGUGGGCGAUGGAUUCGGGCACUAUGCAGCAACAAAGCUGGAAGCGAUGAAAGAGAAUGGACGGCACGCUGGCCGCCUGCAUGUUCACAUCCAGUUUAUGCGAGACAAGGAUGUCCUCAAGGAUAUGAAGUUAGGUGCAGACUUUUGUUUGAUGCCAUCACGAGAUGAGCCCUUUGGUUACGUUGACAUUGAGUUUGCGUGGCAUGGGGCAUUGUUGGUCGGGGCACAAGCAGGAGGUUUGGGCAAGGUUCCUGGAUUUUACUUCUUGGCACAAAAUCGAGAGAACUUGGAUCGUUUGCGCAGAGAGUUACGCACGGCAGUGACAAGAGCAAUGAAAGCUGACUUGGAUCAGCUACACCGCAUGGCCGAAGAAGCCAUCAGCUGCACAUUUCCGUUGGAUGUUUGGCAGCGACGUUUGCGGAGUGCCUAUCUAAUGGUUGUUGCUCAAGGCGCAGAGGGCACUUGGCAAGAAGAAACUGUCGCCGCAGCGUCAGAUCGCCGGACAGCCUCAGAGUCUGAAGGCGACUUGGACAUUGUCAUCAGAGCCCCUCCAGGCCCUCCAGGCGCUUCAAUUGAGUUUUCCGAUGCCAGUCCGGCCAGCAGGAAACGAGCUUCAACCUUCCAGCCCUUUUUGGAGACACAUGGUAUACCGCCGCCUCGACCCCCUCCCAGUGAGCAACCUGCAGGGGAAACAGCUCCUGUUUCGCUCGUGGAUUUGGCAGUCGGGCACCAGGGGGAAGCUCCAAACAGAAGCUUCAGCGUCUCCGCAGGAGGGCCAGAGUUCUUGACGCAGGAACUGGAUGAAGCCGAGCUGGCAGAGCGAAUCAAGAAGAAAGUGCAGCUACACGACUCUUGGGGUAUAGACGAGAUCCUGGUCAGUGUCGGUGAAGAUGUCGACUUUGAGCGCGAAGGAAGCUCAACAUCGCGUUGGCUGCUGAUGCGAACGUGUGGUGUCCAAAGAAUUCACAUUGUGGUUGCUUUGGGCUAUGUGGCAUCGCCCGUUGCAGAGUUUUUGACUUUCGUUACAGCUACCGAGUGGGGCUUGAGAGGGGGUGAAAGUGUUCCGCGCUAUGCACAGCGACUUCUCGGCACACAAAUUGAUCCUCCUAUCCUCAACAUGGUACUUUUUGGCUUCAACGCAUUGGCCUUUGCAAUCUCGGCACCAUUGUGGGCCGCACUGAGCCGAUAUUUGGAGCCCAGGAAGGUGAUGGCAUUGUGCCUGAUGUCGAGCACUCGUUUGGACAUGGAUCUAUGAAUAUUGAAGCCUUUCAAUGUGCUCAGUGUUCGUUCGGUCAGUGAUUUGUCACGAAAGCGAAAGAAUCAGUCCUGGUAUGGUUAAGCUAGGUAUGAUCUUCAGUUUUUGGUGCACCUUCUGGACUGGCUGCUGGCGUAGGUAAGUCUAAGUGCAGCCUCCCAGCGGUGCGUAGGGCAGGCUUGGGCGUCACACUGCAAGGCUGAGUAAGGUGACAAUGUUGACGAG
This is a messenger RNA of Durusdinium trenchii, 2823 nucleotides long. Lineage: Eukaryota; Dinophyceae; Suessiales; Symbiodiniaceae. The record is from the annotation of a GenBank genome assembly.